UUCCCUGUCUAGCGACGCUUGUUCUUUGCCUUCUUCUAUUUGUUGGCAGCUCUCUGUAGAUUCUGGAAGUCCCUGAUGGAGACCACGAAGAAGAAUGAAGCGCAGAGGAAAGCUACAAAGAAGUUCACGGCUGGCGUUCUUGGAGCGAACGCCAUGAUCGAAGGAGCUUCGAACUUCAUUGACAGCAUAGUCGAGAAAGGUAUAUCGGAAAACGGCUUCAACAAACCUCUCCGGCCGAUUCCGCCGCCCAGGCCCACCGUUAUCCCCUUUCCAGUCGCUCGCCACCGCGCGCAUGGGCCGUACUGGAAUGCUAUGACCAACAAGAAGGGAGGGAAUGAGAACAGUAGAAAUGAUGAUGGAAAGGAAGAAGAGUAGGAGGAUAUUGACCCUACUGAUUAUGAUCCAAUUUCGGCUUUUGCGAAUUCGGUAGAGAGGAAGGUGAAGAAGGGUUGGAAUGUUAGUCGUUGGAAAGAGCUUGCGCGUGAGAGUUCGUCGGAGGAGGGUAAGGUACACUGCGCGAAAAGAAGACCAAGACGUUGAAGAAGGAUGGAAAAGUAGGUGGCAAUGUUAAUAACAAGUCCUCUGUAGGUAAUGACGUUCUAAUGGAAGUGGACUUGGAGCCCGUUAUGAGUUCUUCGGUUCGCCAAACUGAAGUGGACGAGCCGAUGUAUGGUGAAGCUGAAUCCACUGCAGAGCAGCCUCGGACAGUGAAGACUACAAAUAAUGCGAUCUCUGAAAAGCUGAGGAAGCAGGAUCAAAGACCUUCAAGUGGAGCUCCUAGUUCCAUAUUCAAUGAUACUGGAGUUGCGCAAAGGUCUAUGUCGCUUGGGGGUGAGAUUGAUGUGGAGAAUCGUGCUCGGUUACAAAAUAUGUCAGCCGAAGAAGAGAUUGCAGAAGCACAGGCUGAGAUAAUGGAGAAGAUGAAUUCUUCACUGCUGAACUUACUGAAAAAGAGAGGUCAGCAGAAAUUGAAGCAGCAGAAUGUUUCUGAAUCAGAUGUGGCGCUAGAAAAACAACCUGCAAAUGGUCCAUCAAUCGAAGAUUCAAGUGCUCAUUCACGUGUAGCAAAUGAUGUUCCUAAUGUGAUAAAAUCAUGACCUGAAAAAUGAAAAUCCAGAAACACCUAGCAGCUGUACUUCAUGGAAUGCUUGGAGUGACAGAGUGGAGGCUGCUAGGGGAGUAAGAUUUUCUUUGGAGGGGAAUGUCAUCCCUGUAGAUUUUGAGACUGGUGCCAUACCCAAUGAUGCUGGGGGGGCUGAUUGUUUAACAGAACGUGACUACCUAAGAACAGAGGGGGACCCUGGAGCUGCUGGUUACUCGAUUAAAGAAGCCGUGCAAUUGACGAGAAGUGUGAUACCAGGACAACGUGGCCUUGCAUUGAAUCUCCUUGCAUCUGUGCUUAACAAGUAUGUGCCUCACACUCUUACGGUGAUGUAGUUUUUGAGAUUCUGCCGCCAUUGGACAAGUGUGUUGGAAGGCCAGAAGGCUACCUUGAACCUGUCGAGAACAAUGAAGCUGUUCUUCAAGGUUAUAUGAAGUCGUGGGUUUCUGGUCCGCUAGAUCGAUCUGCAACCAGGGGGUCAAUGGUGUUUGCUCUUGUUCUACACCAUCUUUCAUCUUUUAUCUUCCUACCUUGUGCCAAGGAUCGUAUAGUUCUCAGGAACAAGCUUGCUCAGUCUCUCAUCCGUGACUGCUCACAGAAACCAAAACAUGAGCUAUGAUGAUGGAGCUGAUACAGUAUAACUACCCAUCAACAUCUCCCUUGCCAGAGACACCGGAUGAUGAUCAGAACGAUGAGGACCGUCGAUUCAAGAAAAGAUUCGAGAUGCUUGCAGAUGCCUGUGAUUCAAACUCCUAUCUGCUCUCUGUAUUGGAGAAGCUGAAGUCUGCUUUUGCUAAGAAACGGAUUCCUUCCAGCUAGUUAUCCCCAGACACAACCGCAGUCCAUCCAGGUAACAGUAAGUUAAAGGGAUUCAGUAUUCACCUCAAUGUAAAGAGAAGAGAAAACAGUAGGCUGAUAUGAUUUAGGAUCCAAAUCAAAUCCAAGAACUGUUAGGUAUUAGCGAAAGUGUGGUAGAAUAUAUGAUCAACGCAAAGAAAAUAUUUGGAUUCCUCUCAACUUACAAACUCACUCAAACAAACGAGGCCUUAACUUUGACACUUGUUAUUACAAAGAUAAACACCCUUUCUUUUCUUUUUAGUUCCCUCUUCUGGCACCUUUCUUCUUCCCAUACAUACAUACUUAUAUUGCAAUGGAAAAGACAAACUAAUAAAUAUUAUUGGCCCUUUAUCUCCUUAUCCCACAGGUACAACCAUUAUUGGUGGUUAUGCCUUCUUUUCAUCGUGUACAAUUGUAACCACCACCUCCACUCAACAAGUUGAGGAUUUCUUAAAAUGCAAAGCCUGAACUAGUGGAAACUUGGGGAAAGACAGAGUAACCAAAAAGAAAAAUGACAGAACUGAAAGUAGAGCAAGAGCUAGAUGAAGAGGCAGCAGCUGGAGUCGAGAUAUGGAGCUAUGUCUUCGGUUUCACGAAGAUGGCGGUGGUGAAAUGCGCCAUCGAGCUCGGCAUAGCCGAGGCGAUCGAGGACCAUACAGGAGACUCCCCAUUAUCACUGGGCCAACUCUCGUCCGUUCUGGGCUGUGACCAGCGAUCCCUGUCACGAAUCAUGCGGUUCCUGACCCACCACCGCAUCUUCGAGGAGAAGCUAGCGGACAAUGGCACGAUGGUGGGCUAUGUUCAGACGCCCCUCUCCCGUCGCCUGAUCAGGCGACGGGAGGGGGACAGGAGCAACAGCAUGGCCGACUUGCUCCUCAUGGAGGGAAGUCGCGUCAUGCUGGAAUCAUGGCUCUUCCUGAGCUCUCGAGUCCGAGAUGGCUCCAUCGCGCCUGCAUUCGAGCAGGCGCACGGAGAGGACGUGUGGAAGCACGCCGAGGCCAAUCCGGGCCUCGGCAGGCUGAUAGACGAUGCCAUGGCUUGUAAUGCUCGGCUGGCUGUGCCAGCCAUUGUCGAGGGCUGCCCUGGCUUGCUCGAUGGGGUUGAGACCAUGGUGGAUGUUGGGGGAGGGAAUGGAACUACUCUACGAUUGUUCGUCGAAGCUUGCCCCUGGAUUCGUGGGAUCAACUUCGAUCUCCCUCAUGUUGUCUCUGUGGCACCAGAAUCCAAAGGUGUGACACAUGUUGGUGGCGACAUGUUUCAGAGUGUUCCCAAAGCUGAUGCUGCCUUCCUCAUGCUAGUUCUGCACGAUUGGAGCGACGAAGAGUGCAUCCAGAUACUGAAGAAUUGCAGAGCAGCCAUUGCAGAGGGCAACAAGCAGGGGAAAGUGAUCAUAGCCGAAGGAGUGGUGGAUCGAGAGAGAGAUGGGAAGCUUGAACAUGUUCGGCUGAUGUUUGACAUGGUGAUGAUGGCUCAUACGAACAGUGGCAAAGAGAGAACGUUGAAGGAAUGGGAGUAUGUUCUUAAUCAAGCCGGGUUCAGCCGGUUCUCCGUGACGCCCAUCAAGGCGGUUCAAUCGGUCAUUCAAGCCUUCCCCUGAAACUGGAAUACAUGAAUAAAUUAAGUGUUUGUAGUUGUAAUUUGAUGCUUAAUUACUAAUUAGUGAUUUCUUCAUAAGCAUGGCUCGUGUUGUGGAAGCCAUUGUCAUGGCGUUUUGCUUGUUGUUAAUGGUGCUUUCAUGGAGGUUCCCCGCC
Linum tenue is the source of this 3690-nucleotide messenger RNA. The record is from the annotation of a GenBank genome assembly. Lineage: Eukaryota; Viridiplantae; Streptophyta; Magnoliopsida; Malpighiales; Linaceae.